AUGGCGUAUUACGUCAACAUCACCGUUGGCACUCCUCCCCAGUUGCAAACAGUCUUGGUCGACACCGGGAGUCCCAUCAACAUCUUGCUCGCGUCGAACGCGUCGUUCUGCGAAUCUCAGCCCUGUAAUCAUGGUACCUUUGACUCAUCCGAGUCGUCGACAUUCGAGAUCAUCGAUCAUCAAAAUAUGAUCAUGAAUUUCGCUGAUACAAGCUCUUUGUACGGGGACUACUUCACAGAUGUGAUUCAGAUGAACAAUGUUGUCAUCUCGAAUGUUCCGAUAGGACGUGCACACAAAGUCAGACUGUUGUUUCCUCCAUAUACAGGAAUGAUGGGCAUUGGACCCUCGUCGCUGCAUGAUCCUCCAGGUCUCGUCGAAUCACUUAGCAAAUCUGGUGCUAUCUCGUCACGCCUGUACAGUGUUUACCUCAACACGCUCGAUCAGUAUGGCUCCCUACUGUUUGGCGGGAUUGACACCGAUAAGUAUAAGGGGUCCCUGACAACGUUGAAUUGUCUGCGCUCACCGUUCCGCCAGCGAAGGCACGAUAUGGUCAACGACUUCCUCCUGUACAUACAGGACAUCACGAUGCUGCCUUAUGACGGACCAAAGCAGACUAUACUUCAAUCUACCAAGGAUUUGUCUUACUACACGUUACCAGAUACGGGAACAACACGGUGGCAGUUACCGAGUAGCGCCUACGAUAAAGUCAUCGAGUCUGCAGGAGUCGAGCCAGCGCUCUAUCAGUACAAAGACGUAUUGCCUAGUGCCCUCCUAAGAACCUGCAGUGAUGUAGCCCGUGGUCUUGCCAACACCACCCACUUCGAGCUCACCCUUGCUGGUAAUGGUACCAACACCGCCACCCUCAAUCUCGAACUAGCCGACCUCUUCGUUCCUGUUACGUCUGAGGAUGGAAACGCUAUCUCGAAUUCAGUGGGUCAAACGAUGUGCAGGCUAGUCGUCGAUAAGCACAACGACCGUUACUUGAUGACCGGUAAUAGUGCCAUGAGAGCAGGGUACUGGGUAUUCGAUCUUGAUAAUGGCCAGGUAUCAGUGGCACAGGCCAACCUCCGAGCAAAUACAUCAAAUGCGGUUGCGGUCGAUGCUGGUACCGAAGGCUUGAGCAAGGUGGCAUUGAACCACAAGGCUGUAAUUCAGCAUGAUUUGGUCGAGAACGGAUCACCAUUCUCGAUGACUUACAACUUGUCAACAGUCACCAACACCGUCGGAUACAUGACUGGCGCCGAGUCAUACCCUAUUGCAACCAGUGUCAACGGGGUGUAUCGUGGGCUCUAA
Messenger RNA from Aureobasidium subglaciale EXF-2481, 1293 nucleotides. RefSeq lists its product as uncharacterized. The record is from RefSeq and is a predicted model, not a curated record. The transcript is spliced from 2 exons. Bases 1 to 1293 code for a protein of 430 amino acids. Lineage: Eukaryota; Fungi; Ascomycota; Dothideomycetes; Dothideales; Saccotheciaceae. Gene Ontology annotation, molecular function: aspartic-type endopeptidase activity. Gene Ontology annotation, biological process: proteolysis.